GUCCUGCCAUUUUGCAUCUAGGAUUAUUGUACCUGUUGGACCCAGCUAUGCUUUUUUGGCACAGUCAACCAGAACAUUACUGGCCCACACCGGCUGAGCACUACCAGAACCCUCCAAGCAGUAUCUACAGGGAAACCAUACAACUCCCAUUCCUGAAGCAAGAAGAUCAAACACCCAUUGUCCCACUGUGUCCAGCCUUCCAGUGCGUCCUGUGUGCACCCAGUUCUCCAGGCAUCAAGCUGCACGAAGAGACCCUUACCUACCUCAACCAGGGUCAGUCUUAUGAGAUCCGCUUGCUGAGUAAUUGGAAGGGUCUCGGAGAACUCGCAGAGGGUCGCCGACUGCUGAGGAGUGUGGUCAGAGUGGUCUUCCAUGACCGGCGCUUGCAGUACAGCGAGAGACAACAGUUGGAGAGCUGGCAGUUGAAUCACCCCGGGGAUCGAAUCUUAGAUAUAGAUAUUCCACUCUCAGUAGGGGUAACAGACCCACUGGUGAACCCCAAUACUUUGAACACCAUUGAGUUCCUUUGGGACCCAAGCAAAAGAACAUCUGUUUUUAUCCAGGUUAACUGCAUCAGCACUGAGUUCACACAGAGGAAAAAUGGAGGUGAGAAGGGGGCCCCUUUCCGGAUUCAGGUGGAUACAUAUAAGGGGGAUGCUCAUGGAGGAUUUACAGAACAUCUGUACUCAUGUAGCUGCCAAGUUAAGGUUUUUAAGCCCAAAGGCGCAGAUCGUAAACAGAAAACAGACCGUGAGAAGGUAGAAAAGCGUUCAGCUCUAGAACGUGAGAAGUACCAGCCGGCAUGUGAGAGUACUAUCCUAACUGAGUGUAUUCCUUGGCCAGAUAUUGAAGCCCCCCGAAGCCCCCCAAGCACCCCAAGUAGCUUCAGGAUGCCAACCCCAGAGAGGGCCUGUGCCUCUCCGGUGUGUGCAUCAGAUAGUUCCACAGAAAGCUCAGCCGAGAGUCUUAGUCCUUCAUCCUCCAUCUCAGAGACCCAGCAAUGGCUGGUGAGAAAUCGCUUCUCCAACUACUGCCGCACAUUUUCUAAUUUUACAGGGGCAGACCUUUUAAAGUUGUCUCGGAAAGACCUCACUCAGAUCUGCGGUGUGGCCGAUGGGAUUCGCCUGGCUCAUUCUCUCAGUGCAAGGUCUGUACGCCCACGUCUCACACUGUACAUCGCCACAGAUACAUCAGAGAAGAAAACCACUGAUGACACCAGUCAGACAGUCUAUCAGGAGUUGUAUCUGGAGGAAAUGACGGCUGCAGAACUGACCACUAAAGUGGCCGAUCUCUUCUCUGUCCCAGCCAAUCACAUCCAGCAGAUCUCAAGGACCGGACCACAUGGGAUACACAUUCUCUUGAGUGACAUGAUGGUCAGACAUAUGCCAGAUGAAUCCUGCUUCAUGGCUACCCUACAAAAAAUGCACAACUCCGACUGCUUUCACUGCAUCCUGCGAUGAGCUCCUCUCUCUGCUGGGCACUGAGUCCCGCGCUGGCACUUCACAUACGGCUGGACCGAGCGGUGGAGCAGCAUCGGGUGGAUAAAAGGAAGGAAGCACAAUCUUUCCAUGGCUCCAGCGUUUCAUCCCUGGGGUCUAAUCAAUUCCUUCUCCUUGUAUUCUGCAGGAACGGAAACCUGCUGCUUUUGUAACCUGCCCAAAUAAUAGCCAUAUCCGCUGUGUACAUAUGUAUAUAGAUAUAUUUGUAACAAAUUAAGAUUUCUUCUUUGAAAAAUCAGUCUACAGAAAGUCUCUUAAAGGGGAAUUCCAGCUUACAAACCAAAAUGUGCUAGAGCCCCACACAACACAGAAACCCAGGGUCGGACUGGGCCGCCGGGACACUGGGAAAAAUCCCGGUGGGCCCCUGCUCUAGUGAGCCCCGGUGGGCCAGACCCGACCCUUGCCCGGCGCUCCCCGUGCGCGACUGUUCCUCCCCCGACGCGUUAAAUUUACGUGCGAGGGGGAGGACGACGGGUGGGGGGCCCUGCGAGGGGGGUUAGGGGGGCCCCUGCGGGGGGGGUGAAGGGAAGUGGCCGGUGGGGGCAUCUGCAGGGCCCCUGGGGCAGGAGCCCUGGUGGGCCCUUCACCCCCCAGUCCGACCCUGCAGAAACCCCUAAUACACCUAUCACUGUAAUCUGUUCCUUCAAAAAGAACAAAUAAAUACCAUUUUUAUAUGCUGAAA
Molecule: messenger RNA, 2181 nt
Organism: Xenopus tropicalis (tropical clawed frog)
Lineage: Eukaryota; Metazoa; Chordata; Amphibia; Anura; Pipidae
Gene: ubp1
Product: upstream binding protein 1
Exons: 15
Coding region: 48-1460 (470 amino acids)
Biological process (GO): positive regulation of transcription by RNA polymerase II; regulation of transcription by RNA polymerase II
Cellular component (GO): nucleus
Molecular function (GO): DNA-binding transcription factor activity
Source: RefSeq, marked provisional